UCCCCGCCCCAACCUGGAAGCGAGCGCCCCCGGCUGCUCACGGCCGCCCUUCGGCUCCUGUUUGCAGGGAGCUCCGUUUCUGGCUCGUUAUAGGAUCCAGCUGCGGUUCCAACCGGCCCCGGGCUAGCGAGGCACACGUGCGCGGGCGCACACACGCACUCACACUCCCGCGUCCUCGCUCAGCGCACCCCACCCUCUGCGCCGCUCCUCCGCCGGGCGGGGGGUGGGGGUGGGGUGACGUCAGGACUGCAGUCCCAAGGAGAGCGGCUGAAGAGGGCCGCGCGCUCCUCGCCCUGGAGGCUGGAGGCGCACUGGGGCGGCCGCCACAGCUGCGCACCUCCCUCUCCUCUGCACCCGCUGUCGCGCUGCUAGCUCGCGGGGGAGCCUCGCGAGCCGCCAGGUGAAUUGAAAGUCGUUUCCGGGGGAGGACGGAGAGGGUGCUGCAGUCCUGGCAGGCACUGAAACUGCAACUCGGACAGAAACGACCCAGCCGAGGAGUCGUGCGCGCGGCGCCGUGCGCAGCCUCCCCGAGCGGCUGGGGGCGGCAGCCGCUCAGCUCGCCGCCCGGCGCGGCGGCCGGACCUCGGCCCCAGGACUCCGGCUCCGGGCGCGCUCGCCCGGGAGAGACCCCCCCCCGCCAGCCCUGAGCAUUUCGCGGCGGCGCUGGUACGGGGAAUGCGAGCGCGUCAGCUCCAGGUCACCGCCGUGGAGCAGCUGCCUGUGGGAGAGCGAGGAGAGGCGAGGGGGCGGCAGCCUCGGCCCGAAGUAAGUGCAGCAGAAGUUUGCGUCGGUUUCCCCGCCGCUCCCUGGAGCGCGUGGGAGGUUUAUCUCCUACCCUAGCUCGCUGAGGAUAGCGGACUUACAGGGGAGCCUCGCCCGGGAGAGAAGAUGGAGAGACUGAGGUCCUGAAUUUGUACUGGUUGUCCUGUGUGCUGUGUGUCCAGAAGACGGAGCUGGAGUUCCAAUCCAGAGCCCCUGGGUGUCGCCCCAAAAGACUGUGCUACUUAUCGGUGGAGGACGCCGCCUCCUCAUUUUCUUUCUAGAGCAAGGAAAGAGCAAUUUGCAGGUAGCAUCCUUAGAAGAUGCAGAAUGUCGCAGAACCAAGGAACGCCUUUCUAAUGGAAACAGUCGCGUUUCAGCUUCCAAAUCUUCCCGAAACAUCCCAAGGAGACACACUCUAGGUGGACCUCGAAGUUCCAAAGAAAUACUGGGAAUGCAAACAUCAGAGAUGGAUCGUAAGAGAGAAGCUUUCCUAGAACAUCUGAAGCAGAAAUACCCCCAUCAUGCCACAGCCAUCAUGGGCCACCAAGAGAGGCUGAGAGACCAGACAAGAAGCCCCAAACUGUCUCACAGUCCUCAGCCUCCCAACGUGGGUGACCCGGCAGAGCGUUUAUCAGAGGCGUCUGGAGAGUCUCUGGAAGCCAUGUCUGAGGGAGAAGCUCCAAGUCCUUUCUCCAGAGGCAGCCGGACUCGAGCGAGCCUUCCAGUGGUGAGGUCGGCCAACCAGACGAAGGAAAGAUCUCUGGGGGUUCUUUAUCUCCAGUAUGGAGAUGAAACCAAGCAGCUCAGGAUGCCGAAUGAAAUUACAAGUGCAGACACAAUCCGUGCUCUCUUCGUAAGUGCCUUUCCACAGCAGCUCACCAUGAAAAUGCUGGAGUCGCCCAGUGUCGCCAUUUACAUCAAAGAUGAAAGCAGAAAUGUCUAUUAUGAGUUAAAUGAUGUCAGGAACAUUCAGGACAGAUCCCUUCUCAAAGUGUACAACAAGGAUCCUGCCCACGCAUUCAACCACACGCCGAAAACUGUGAACGGAGACGUGAGGAUGCAGAGAGAAAUCGUUUAUGCAAGAGGAGAUGGCCCUGGUGCCUCUCGACCUGGACCCGCAGCUCUUCUACCCCACGCCAUUCCAAAUUCUCCACCGUCCACUCCUGUGCCACAUUCCAUGCCUCCCUCUCCAUCCAGAAUCCCUUACGGAGGCACCCGGCCGAUGGUCGUUCCUGGUAACGCCACCAUCCCCAGGGACAGACUCUCCAGCCUGCCGGUCUCCAGAUCCAUCUCUCCCAGCCCCAGUGCCAUCUUGGAAAGAAGAGACGUGAAGCCAGAUGAAGACAUGAGCUCCAAGAGCCUCGCGAUGUACCGCAACGAGGGUUUCUACGCCGAUCCUUAUCUUUAUCACGAGGGGAGGAUGAGCAUAGCCUCUUCGCACGGCGGGCACCCCCUGGAUCUCCCCGAUCACAUCAUCGGGUAUCACCGUGCUGCAGUUCGUUCAGCCAGUGCUUACUGCAACCCUUCUUUGCAAGCGGAAAUGCACAUGGAGCAGUCACUGUACAGACAGAAGUCAAGGAAGUAUCCAGAGAGCCUCUUGCCUACUCUGGGCUCCAAAACGCCCCCGGCCUCUCCUCACCGAGUCAGUGACCUGAGGAUGGUGGAGAUGCACGGUCUCCAUAACGCCCACGGGCCCUCCCACACCAUGCAGUCAGACCGGGUCUCACCCAGCCGCCAGGCCUUCAAAAAGGAGCCCGGCACCUUGGUGUACAUUGAGAAGCCACGGACGACUCCAGGAUUAGCCGGAAUUGUGGACCUCGGCCCUCCUCUAGUUGAGAAGCAAGUGUUUGCUUAUAGCACGGCUACGAUACCCAAAGACAGAGAGACCAGAGAGAGGAUGCAAGCCAUGGAGAAACAGAUUGCCAGUUUAACUGGCCUUGUUCAGUCUGCGCUUUUUAAAGGGCCCCUUACAAGUAAUAGCAAAGAUGCAUCUAGCGAGAAAAUGAUGAAAACCACAGCCAGUAAGAACCACACAGAUGGUGCAGGAACUCCCCAGGUUUCCGGCGGGAAGCCUCUUGGCGCCCUGGAGUCCUCGGGGCCACCCAGCCAGCUCCCGCCUGCUGCCACCUCCGCCGCCCACAUGAGCCUGCUCGACAUGAAGAGGAGUGUGGCCGAACUCAGGCUCCAGCUGCAGCAGAUGCGACAGCUCCAGCUGCAGAACCAGGAGCUGCUGAGGGCGAUGAUGAGGAAGGCUGAGCAGGAAAUCAACAGCAAAGUGAUUGAAACGUUGAAGAGACUGGAGGACCCUGUGCAGCGACAGCGGGUCCUGGUGGAACAGGAGAGGCAGAAGUACCUGCACGAGGAGGAAAAGGUUGUCCGGAAGUUGUGUGACCUGGAAGACUUCGUUGAAGAUUUAAAGAAGGACUCUGCCUUGGCCAGCCGCGCGGUUACUCUAAAAGACGUGGAAGACGGGGCUUUCCUCCUGCACCAGGUGGGAGAGGCAGUAGCUUCCCUGAAAGGAGAAUUUCCAACCUUACAAAACAAGAUGCGAGCCAUCCUGCGCAUAGAAGUGGAGGCCGUGCGGUUUCUGAAGGAGGAGCCGCACAGGCUGGACAGUCUCCUGCAGAGAGUGCGAGGCAUGACCGACGCCCUGACCAUGCUGCGCAGGCAUGUCACUGAUGGGCUCUUGAAAGGCACAGAUGCAGCCCAGGCAGCACAGUAUGUCGUGAUGGAAAAGGCCACGGCCGCAGAAGUCCUGAAGGCCCAGGAGGAGGCUCCCCGCGCCUCGGGCCAGCCCCUCCCCGGUGCGGGCGUCCCCGGCGACGUGAAGUCGGAAGUGGUGCCCUUGACGGUUCACCACGCUCAGAGCUCUCCUGUGGUCAUCCAGCCGUCCCAGCUCUCCUCCGCGCUGCUGAACCCUGCCCAGCACUUGCCAGGGGGGCCCGGGCCUCACCCGGCCAGCCCUCCCGCUGUCACACAGGAGGUGACCUCAGCUCUGCAGUCCCCGCAGAUGCCCGGGAAUGGUUCCUCCGUGCAGAGCCUGUUCAUGGACGAAAUCCACAGUGUGAGUGCCAAGAACAGGGCAGUGUCUAUCGAGAAAGCAGAAAGGAAAUGGGAAGAGAAAAGGCAAAAUCUGGACCACUAUAACGGAAAAGAGUUUGAGAAGCUCCUAGAAGAAGCCCAGGCCAAUAUUAUGAAGUCAAUUCCAAACCUGGAGAUGCCGCCAGCCUCGGGCCCACAGCCAAAGGGCGAUGCUCCAGUGGACAAGCUAGAACCUUCAGAAGACCCUCCAAAUUCAGAACAGGACUUGGACAAGCUGGGGGCUAAGUCCCCGCCUCGUCCUCCCCCACCUCCACGGAGGAGCUACCUGCCAGGAUCGGGGCUCACCACCACGAGGUCCGGCGAUGUGGUCUACACCAGCAGGAAGGAGAGUGCCACCACAAAGGCAAGCAGUGAAGAUGCUGGACCAAGCCUGCAGGCUAGAGCCACAAAGUGUCCAGCAGAGGAGCCUGCUUCAGCCUGGGCCCCGUCACCACCACCUGUCACUUCCUCCUUAAAGGAUGAGGAGGAAGAAGAAGGAGACAAAAUCAUGGCAGAACUCCAGGGCAUUUUUGGAAGUUGGAGAACCAAGCCACCCAAGAAUUUGGAAUUUUUCCACGAAGACGUACGGAAAUGUGAUGUUGAAUAUGAAAAUGGCCCCCAAAUGGAAUCCUGGAAGGUUACCGCAGGGGCUUCCAUACCUAGUGACCAUCCUAAGUGGGAAAGAGGAAUGGAGAAUAGUAUUUCUGGUGCAGCAAGAACAUCAGAAUACAAAACUGACAUCUUAAUGAAGGAAAGUUCCAUAUCCACUAAGAGUUUACUUAGAGACGGUAGAAACUAUUCCCAGAAAAAUGUGUCCAGGGUCAAUUCUAGUUUCUCUGGCGUUAGUUCCUUAGAAGAUGAAAUCAACAAAGGACCUAAAAUCUCAGGGCAGCCGUACCCUGUGUGUGACACUGAGAAUCAGAAGAUGAAUUAUGGGAAGACAAAGGGGGUGAUCCAGCAAGGACAAGAAAAUACAGAUAAGUGUCACCUUCCCUCUCCCACUAGAUCAACCGAAUUGACUAUUCGUGAUGUCAAAACUCAAGACCAAGAGGUUCCCUUGACAGAGUUUGGCCAAGUUGUCCUGAGACCGAAGGGAGCCAGGCCUGCUAACCUGACGCCUGAUGAGGAUGGGGAGUCCACAGCAGGCUCUCCCAGCGAGGAGAGUGCAACCACCGACAGCAUUGCCUUCAUGAUCACCAAAACCGCGGUCCAAGUUCUCUCCAGCGGGGAGGUCCGCGACAUAGUGAGCAAACAGGGCCAAGAUGUACAGACGGUCAACAUUGACGCCAAAAAAGAGACAACUUCCCAGCAAGAAGGCACUGACAGUGAGGAGCCGGUCGUGUGCCUGGACAAGAAACCCGUGAUCAUCAUUUUUGAUGAACCCAUGGACAUCCGGUCCGCAUACAAGAGACUUUCAACCAUAUUUGAGGAAUGCGACGAGGAAUUGGAGAGAAUGAUGACAGAGGAGAAGAUAGAGGAAGAGGAGGAGAAUGGAGAUACUGUGGUCCAGAGUAACACCUCCCAAAAGUUUCCUAAGGAGGGGGCCUCGGGCAACCUCGGAGCAGGGCGGGAGGCUGAGAGUAAAUUCCAGCCGCACUUCCUUUCAGCGGAGACCGGAAUGUCAGGAGGACAGGAAGUGACUAAAACCGAGCAGAGCAAGUUCAACCCAGCCGAUUCUCCAAGUUCAGAAAGCCAGGGCGACACGACCGAUGACCAGUUUGAAAGCCCCAAGAAAAAGUUCAAAUUCAAAUUCCCAAAAAAGCAGCUCGCCGCUCUCACGCAAGCCAUUCGCACGGGAACCAAGACGGGGAAGAAGACGUUGCAGGUGGUGGUCUAUGAAGAGGAGGAAGAGGACGGCACUUUGAAGCAGCACAGAGAAGCCAAGCGCUUCGAGAUCAGCGGGUCUCGAUCCGAAGACACCCCGAAAAGUAUGCUUAGGAGACUAGAGCAGCCCAGUCUGGAGAGCACAGCUCCGAUCUCGAGAACUGAUGAAAUCAGAAAAAAUACCUACAGAACGUUGGACAGCCUGGAGCAGACCAUCAAACAGCUGGAAAAUACGAUCAGUGAGAUGAGUCCCAAAGCCCUAGUUGAGACCUCGGGUUCCUCCAACAGAGAGUCUGUUGCAAGCUCAUCCCACGUGGCCCAGGAGGCCUGUCCCCAGUCCUUGCUAGUCCUGGAUGAAGCUCCCACUGCCCUAGAGCCCCCCUCGUCUGUACCUUCGGCUUCACGUAAGGGCUCCACGGGAACCCCUCAGACGAGCAGGAUGCCGAUCCCCAUGAGUUCCAAGAACAGACCCGGAAGCCUGGACAAACCUGGCAAGCAGUCCAAACUGCAGGAUCCCCGCCAAUAUCGUCAGGCUAAUGGAAGUGCUAAGAAAGCUGGUGGGGACUGUAAGCCUACUUUCCCCUCCUUACCUGCUUCUAAGAUUCCAGCCCUUUCUCCCAGCUCUGGGAAAAGCAGUUCUCUGCCUUCUUCUAGUGGUGACAGCUCUAACUUCCCUAAUCCACCUGCUACUAAACCAUCGGUUCCUUCUAACCCUCUCAGCCCCCAAACAGGACGAUCUGCUCCCUCUGCCUCCCUCAUCCCCUCUGUCUCUAAUGGCUCCUUGAAGUUUCAGAGCCCCGCUCACACAGGUAAAGGUCACCAUCUCUCAUUCUCACUGCAGACUCAGAAUGGCCGAGCAGCCCCUCCUUCCUUCUCCUCCUCCCUGCCCCCCCCUGCCUCCCCAGCUUCACUGAAUCAAGGUGCCAAGAGCAUCAGGACCAUCCAUACUCCUAGCCUCACCAGCUACAAGGCACAGAGCGGAAGUUCAAGCAAAGCCACCCAGUCCACAGCAAAGGAAACCUCUUAAAGGCCAAAUCCUAUUAGGCACGAGUCGGAGUUGCAUUUAAGAAAAAAAAAAUUUUUAACAGUCUUCGACAAGUGUUUUCACAAGAGAAUGUAACAUAUCGCUGUACUGUUUGAGGUUUACUGCUAAGUAUGUGCUAAAUACUGGAUUAAUAGAUUUCAGUAAAGCUUGUUUGUUUUUUUACUUUGUCGCUGUUCUAAUUACAUAGUGUUUACUGUCUCUAUUCAAUACCUGUUAAAUGAAGUAAGCAUGUGUUACCAAAAGAGAGUAUGGCAGGAGAGAAGGGUGUGGUGAGACAAGAAAAAAAAUGUAUGAAGCAUGUAAAACAUGUAUGAUUCCAGAAUUUUAGUAUGUUUUGUAUAAAAAUAUUUUUCAUUACGGAGACUAGACAUGAACAGAGAAAUACACAGGUGUGACUAUACAAAUUGUAAAACAGAUACUAUAAUAUUUCCUUUUAUUUUAGUGUUAUUUAGCUUUAUUACAGAUUUCUAUUUUUGUCAAAACUUCAUGGUUCCUUUCGAGAUCUUUUUUGCCAAAACAUUUUGAUACUGUAGCCUUGUACAUUUGAAAGUAGCGUGCUAGACAAUAAGCCAAUGAACUUCUGCACAAGCCAACACAGAGGCACAUGUGGAAGGCAAUGAUCAACCCUACUGCACUGCCAUGAAAAUUAUGUAUAAUAAUUUGCCGGCCCAAGCAAGCUAGUUUUGUUCUGUUUCUUUCUUUUUUCUCUUUUCUAACAUAUUGGGAUUCGCUAGUUGUUUUCUUUGCAGUAUCUAAAUCCUUCCUUUGUUUUCUGAGACCUGGUAACCCACACUAUUGCAUUGUGGAUUUUAGAAUGUACACUUCUGUACGGUUCUGUAAACUGAUCAAUUUUUGUAAAUAUAUAAAUAGACACCAAAAAUACUGUAUGUGACAGCACAUAGAGUAGUUUUCCCACACCAAAGUUAAUUUUUAUGCAUGCUUUAAAAAUAUAUCUUGGGAUGGGCAGAAAUGGAACUUCCUGGACAUUUUUAAAAAGCAACAAGUUUGCACAGCUAGAGUGUUUUUGUAAAUAAAUGUAUUUGUAUAACACAGUUAUGUAAUAUACAGAACUAUAAGCAGAGACUUUGCAAAACUAAAUAAAGGGCUGCAUGCUUAUUAUUUUUUGUACCUUGUCCCUAUAACUACUUCCUAGUCAAAGAACGCAACCGUUACCAAGUUAAAAGGUUUUGGCUUUGAGGGCGUGGUAAGUAAACACAUAACCAGAUGCAAACU
Messenger RNA from Globicephala melas (long-finned pilot whale), 7945 nucleotides. Lineage: Eukaryota; Metazoa; Chordata; Mammalia; Artiodactyla; Delphinidae. The record is from RefSeq and is a predicted model, not a curated record.